CCCUUUGCUUCUUCCUCUCUCCCAGGACCCUGCAGCUUGUUUUGGCUCCUUGACUCCUCAGGAAGGACAAAAGAGACGGAUCCUGCAAACCUGGCGAGGAUGGAAGGGGGAAGGUGGACGGUUGACCUGGUGAGGUUGUCUCCUGCUUCCCUCCCCACAACCUCUGAGCGUUCCCUCCCAGGGACCUCCGAGAGAUCGGAUGGUGAUGAAUUGGAAGGGAAGAACAAGGGGGACCACAACAGAAUCCACAUAGAGGAGAAGCCAAAUAAAUAUUCAGAGUGUGGAGAGAACAUCCGUCAGAACUCCCAGUCCUCUUCUCAUCAGAGAAAGAGGUUCUUUCAGAGGAAUAGUCUCACUUCACACGAAAGAACACAGAGGAGGGAGAAAUCGUAUCAGUGCAGAGAAUGUGGAAAGAGCUUCAGUUUCAAGAAGAAUCUCACUUCCCAUCAAAGAAUUCAUACAGGGGAGAAACCCUAUCAGUGCUUGGAAUGUGGAAAGAGCUUCAGUCACUCUAGCCAUCUCACUUCCCAUCACAGAAUUCAUACAGGGGAGAAACCCUAUCAGUGCUUUGAAUGUGGAAAAAGCUUCAGCCACAGCCACCAUCUCACUUCCCAUCACAUAAUUCAUACAGGGGAGAAACCCUAUCAGUGCUUGGAAUGUGGAAAGAGCUUCAGUUACAAUGGUGAUCUCACUUCCCAUCACAGAAUUCAUACAGGGGAGAAACCCUAUCAGUGCUUGGAGUGUGGAAAGAGCUUUCGUCUGAGCGCCUGUCUCACUUCCCAUCACAGAAUUCAUACAGGGGAGAAACCCUAUCAGUGCUUGGAAUGUGGAAAGAGCUUCACUCAUAGCUCCAAUCUCACUUCCCAUCACAGAAUUCAUACAGGGGAGAAACCCUAUCAGUGCUUGGAGUGUGGAAAGAGCUUUCGUCUGAGCGCCUAUCUCACUUCCCAUCACAGAAUUCAUACAGGGGAGAAACUCUAUCAGUGCUUGGAAUGUGGAAAGAGCUUUCGUCUGAGCGCCAAUCUCACUUCCCAUCACAGAAUUCAUACAGGGGAGAAACCCUAUCAGUGCUUGGAAUGUGGAAAGAGCUUCAGUCACUCUAGCCAUCUCACUUCCCAUCACAGAAUUCAUACAGGGGAGAAACCCUAUCAGUGCUUGGAAUGUGGAAAGAGCUUCACUCAUAGCUCCAAUCUCACUUCCCAUCACAGAAUUCAUACAGGGGAGAAACCCUAUCAGUGCUUGGAAUUUGGAAAGAGCUUCAUUCAUAGCUCCGAUCUCACUUCCCAUCACAGAAUUCAUACAGGGGAGAAACCCUAUCAGUGCUUCGAAUGUGGAAAGAGCUUCAUUCAUAGCUCCGAUCUCACUUCCCAUCACAGAAUUCAUACAGGGGAGAAACCCUAUCAGUGCUUGGAAUGUGGAAAGAGCUUCACUCAUAGCUCCAAUCUCACUUCCCAUCACAGAAUUCAUACAGGGGAGAAACCCCAUCAGUGCUUGGAAUGUGGAAAGAGCUUUCGUCUGAGCGCCGAUCUCACUUCCCAUCACAGAAUUCAUACAGGGGAGAAACCCUAUCAGUGCUUGGAAUGUGGAAAGAGCUUCACUCAUAGCUCCAAUCUCACUUCCCAUCACAGAAUUCAUACAGGGGAGAAACCCUAUCAGUGCUUGGAAUGUGGAAAGAGCUUUAGUCGCAGCAACCAUCUGACUUCCCAUCAAAGCAUUCAUCACAAAACCCAAUGAGCGUCUCCACCCCCAUCGUUCUGCCCGGACACUGAGGUCCAGUACUGAGGGCCUUCUGGCGGUUCCCUCGUUGCGAGAAGCCAGGUUGCAGGGAACCAGGCAGAGGGCCUUCUCGGUGGUGGCACCUGUUGUCUCUGUUACUAUAUAAGUCCCAGUUUUCCCCAUUCCCUGUGUUCUGGCUCUUACCUGUUCUUUGAAGUAAAGAGAUGUUGUACCAGAUCCUCGCCUCCUGCUUCUUAUUUGCACUGAGCUGAAAUCACUGAAGACCCACUAC
Zootoca vivipara (common lizard) is the source of this 2008-nucleotide messenger RNA. The record is from RefSeq and is a predicted model, not a curated record. NCBI's taxonomy places the organism in Eukaryota, Metazoa, Chordata, Lepidosauria, Squamata, Lacertidae.